Molecule: messenger RNA, 1176 nt
Organism: Penicillium cinerascens
Lineage: Eukaryota; Fungi; Ascomycota; Eurotiomycetes; Eurotiales; Aspergillaceae
Product: glycoside hydrolase family 16 protein
Exons: 3
Coding region: 1-1176 (391 amino acids)
Biological process (GO): glucan catabolic process
Molecular function (GO): hydrolase activity, hydrolyzing O-glycosyl compounds
Source: RefSeq, a predicted model, not a curated record
AUGAAGAGCGUACACCCAUAUGCAGCGGAAGAGCUUCAUGGCGAUCGCUUUGGACAUGCAACAACUCAAUUACUUCCCUUCGACACCAACGGAUCUCCUCAUGGCUAUUAUGCACAAACGUCGCCGAAUCCACCACCAGCGAUCGAGCGAUCAUGGUAUGACCCACGAGGGUGGUCGCUGCGCAAAAGAUUGAUUGUUGCGGCGUGCAUUGUGGUCGUCAUUAUUGCUGUGAUUGUGGGAGCAGUUGAAGGGGUAAAAGCAAACGCGUAUCCCAACUACAGCUCCUUGAACUACACCUUGGCCAAUACGAUGUCAGGGUCAUCAUUCUUCGAUAAUUUUGAAUAUUAUACGGCAGCAGAUCCUACCAAUGGCUUCGUGCAAUAUGUUGAUUCGCAAACAGCAUCACAGAUGAAUCUGACUUAUGCAUCGGACACUUCGGCUGUGCUGAGAGUUGAUACUAACGCGGGCAACCAAACAACCGGCCGCAAAUCUGUUCGCAUCACUUCAACAGAUACAUACGACAGUGGACUGUUUAUUUUCGAUGUUGUCCACACUCCAUACGGCUGUGCGACAUGGCCAGCCCUCUGGCUUACAGAUCCGUCCAACUGGCCAGAGAACGGUGAAAUUGAUGUCAUGGAGUCGAACAACAAGGCUACUCACGGAAAUGCCAUGACGCUUCACACCACGAGUGGGUGCAAGAUGAAUGUUAAGCGCAAAGAGACCGGCACAUCGCAGGACAGCAAUUGUCUCAACACUGCCAACAACAACGCCGGCUGCGGAGUUGAGGGCAAGAAAGCAACAUACGGCGAGACUUUCAACAAUAACGGCGGUGGGGUAUACGCGAUGGAGCUACGCGACGCCGGAAUCCGCAUUUGGAUGUUCUCACGCGAUGAUAUUCCGUCCGAUAUCUCUAACUCCAGUAGCCCAGACCCUUCUUCAUGGGGUGAGGCUUUGGCGGACUUCCCCAGCACACACUGUGAUAUCAGCUCGCACUUCCGGAAUCAGAGCAUCGUUGCAAAUAUUGAUAUAUGUGGUGAUCUCGCGGGUGCUAGCAAGUACUAUUCAGAUCUUUACGACUGUCCCGAGACCUGCACGCAAUGGGCUGCAGAAAAUGGGGCAAGCUUCACGAAUGCUUACUGGGAGUUCAAUAGUUUUAAAAUCUAUCAGGCGUCAUAG